Messenger RNA from Drosophila gunungcola (fruit fly), 6510 nucleotides. RefSeq names its product chromodomain-helicase-DNA-binding protein Mi-2 homolog (gene Mi-2). The record is from RefSeq and is a predicted model, not a curated record. Gene Ontology annotation, molecular function: ATP binding; ATP-dependent chromatin remodeler activity; ATP hydrolysis activity. Lineage: Eukaryota; Metazoa; Arthropoda; Insecta; Diptera; Drosophilidae. Gene Ontology annotation, biological process: chromatin remodeling; negative regulation of transcription by RNA polymerase II. Gene Ontology annotation, cellular component: nucleus; chromatin.
CCGCUUACAACUGUCUAUUUUUUUCUCGUCGUGUCUGUGUGUGCUUAAUUAUUUGUUGUGAAAAUUAAGCCAUUUUCGUGUGCUUAAAUAGCGUAAAAGUUGCAUUCGACUGCUAGCAUGGCAUCGGAGGAAGAUAAUGACGAUAAUUUCCAGGAAGAAGAAGAGGCCCAGGAGGACAAUGCACCUCCAGCGGAGCUGUCCAACGAUUCCGAUGCGCCUCUAAAGCCAAACAAUGACGAGGACGAUGACUACGAUCCCGAGGAUAAUCGCAAGAAGAAGAAGGGCAAGAAGCGGAAGACCAGGAAGGGCGAGGAGAAGGGUCGCAAGAAGAAGAAGCGCAAGAAGAACGAGAGCGAGGAGGACAGCGACUUUGUCCAGCACGAUGAGGAGGUGGAGUACCCCAGCACCUCGAAGCGCGGCAGGAAGCGCAAGGAGGAGAAGCAGGCCGCCAAGGAGAAGGAGUCGGCAUCAUCUGGUAUGCCCUCCGUGGAGGACGUAUGCUCGGCUUUCAGCGUGUGCGACGUGGAGAUCGAGUACAGCGAGGAGGAGCUGCAGAGCCUGACCACCUACAAGGCGUUCAUGCAGCAUGUUCGGCCCAUUCUGCAGAAGGAGAACCCCAAGAUCGCGGCACCCAAGCUGAUGAUGCUGGUGGCGGCGAAGUGGCGCGAGUUCUGCGAGAGCAAUCCGCACAUCCAGCAGGAGGGCGGUGGUGCUCCGGGUUCGGGGACUUCCGCCGGACAGGCGCGCAGUGUGGCCGGCGAUGAGCCGGAGGAACCGCGAUCCUCGCGCUCGUCGCGCAACGAGAAACCGGACGACAUCUACGAGGAGGCCGUCGAGGAGGAGGAAGAGGAGGAGGAGGAGGAGAAGAAGCCGCGACGCAAGCGCAGUGGGCGUGGCAAGAAGGGACGCCGUCCCUCCGCCAAGGUGCCCACGCUGAAGAUCAAGCUGCUGGGCAAGCGCAAGCGGGACAGCUCGGACGAGGAGCCAGAGGCCAGCGGUGGCUCCGAACGCGACUCGGAUCUGGAGUUUGAACGCAUGCUCCAGAAAUCCGACGAGAGUGCCGAUGAGAAGGAGACUCCUGCCUCCGCCAAGGCGGAUAACGCGGCAUCAUCCGCUGCCGCUGCCCAGGACGACGGUGGCAACGGUGCUCCGGUGGUGCGCAAGAAGGCCAAGACCAAGAUUGGCAACAAGUUCAAGAAGAAGAACAAACUCAAGAAGACCAAGAACUUCCCGGAGGGUGAGGAUGGCGAGCACGAGCACCAGGACUACUGCGAGGUGUGCCAGCAGGGCGGCGAGAUCAUCCUGUGCGACACCUGCCCGCGGGCCUAUCACUUGGUCUGCCUGGAGCCGGAGCUGGAUGAGCCGCCGGAGGGCAAGUGGUCGUGUCCGCACUGCGAGGCGGACGGCGGUGCCGCCGAGGAGGAGGACGACGACGAGCACCAGGAAUUCUGCCGGGUGUGCAAGGAUGGCGGCGAGCUGCUCUGCUGCGACUCCUGUCCCUCUGCCUACCACACCUUCUGCUUGAAUCCGCCGCUGGACACCAUACCCGACGGCGACUGGCGCUGUCCGCGCUGCAGCUGCCCGCCGCUGACCGGCAAGGCCGAGAAGAUCAUCACCUGGCGUUGGGCCGUGGCCGGCAGCGACGACGGACCCUCCACCUCGAAGGGAUCGUCGAAGAGUGGCAAUGCCCGGGUGCGCGAGUACUUCAUCAAGUGGCACAACAUGUCCUACUGGCACUGCGAAUGGGUGCCGGAAGUGCAGCUGGACGUCCACCAUCCGCUGAUGAUCCGCUCGUUCCAGCGCAAGUACGACAUGGAGGAGCCGCCAAAGUUCGAGGAGUCGCUGGAUGAGGCGGACACCCGUUUCAAGCGCAUUCAGCGCCACAAGGACAAGGUGGGCAUGAAGGCCGACGACGACACGGAGCUGCUGGAGGAGAAGUUCUACAAGAAUGGCGUCAAGCCCGAGUGGCUCAUUGUGCAGCGCGUGAUCAACCAUCGGACGGCGCGCGACGGCAGCACCAUGUAUCUGGUGAAGUGGCGGGAGCUGCCCUACGACAAGUCCACCUGGGAGGAGGAGGGCGACGACAUCCAGGGCCUGCGGCAGGCCAUUGACUACUACCAGGAUCUGCGGGCCGUCUGCACCUCGGAGACCACGCAAUCGCGCAGCAAGAAGAGCAAGAAGGGUCGCAAAUCGAAGCUCAAGGUCGAGGAUGACGAGGAUCGUCCGGUGAAGCACUACACACCGCCGCCGGAGAAGCCCACCACGGACUUGAAGAAGAAGUACGAGGAUCAGCCGGCCUUCCUCGAGGGCACUGGCAUGCAGCUGCAUCCCUACCAGAUCGAGGGCAUCAACUGGCUGCGCUACAGCUGGGGCCAGGGCAUCGACACCAUCCUGGCCGAUGAGAUGGGUCUGGGCAAGACCAUUCAGACGGUCACGUUUCUGUACUCGCUCUACAAGGAGGGCCACUGCCGCGGACCCUUCCUCGUGGCCGUGCCCCUCUCCACGCUGGUCAACUGGGAGCGCGAGUUCGAGCUGUGGGCUCCGGACUUCUACUGCAUCACUUAUAUCGGCGACAAGGACUCGCGAGCGGUUAUCCGCGAGAACGAGCUGAGCUUCGAGGAGGGAGCCAUCCGUGGCAGCAAGGUUUCGCGACUGCGGACCACCCAGUACAAGUUCAAUGUGCUGCUGACCAGCUACGAGCUGAUCUCCAUGGAUGCCGCCUGUCUGGGCAGCAUCGAUUGGGCAGUGCUGGUGGUGGACGAGGCUCAUCGGCUGAAGAGCAACCAGAGCAAGUUCUUCCGCAUCCUGAACAGCUAUGCCAUUGCCUACAAGCUGCUGCUCACCGGCACACCGCUGCAGAACAACCUGGAGGAGCUGUUCCAUCUGCUCAACUUCUUGAGCCGCGACAAGUUCAACGAUCUGCAGGCCUUCCAGGGCGAAUUCGCGGACGUUUCGAAGGAGGAGCAGGUGAAGCGUCUGCACGAGAUGCUCGGACCGCACAUGCUGCGUCGCCUGAAGACGGACGUGCUGAAGAACAUGCCAUCCAAGUCCGAGUUCAUUGUGCGCGUCGAGCUGUCGGCCAUGCAAAAGAAGUUCUACAAGUUCAUCUUGACCAAGAACUAUGAGGCUUUGAAUUCGAAGAGUGGCGGCGGCUCCUGUUCGCUGAUCAACAUCAUGAUGGACCUGAAGAAGUGCUGCAACCAUCCGUAUCUCUUCCCGUCGGCCGCCGAGGAGGCCACCACCGCCGCCGGCGGCCUCUACGAGAUCAAUUCGCUGACCAAGGCCGCUGGCAAGCUGGUGCUGCUCUCCAAAAUGCUGAAGCAACUGAAGUCGCAGAACCAUCGUGUGCUGAUCUUCUCGCAGAUGACCAAGAUGCUGGACAUUCUAGAGGACUUCCUCGAGGGCGAGCAGUACAAGUACGAGCGCAUUGACGGCGGUAUCACGGGCACGUUGCGUCAGGAGGCCAUCGACAGAUUCAAUGCCCCCGGGGCGCAGCAGUUUGUCUUUCUGCUGAGUACUCGCGCCGGAGGAUUGGGUAUUAAUUUGGCCACGGCCGACACUGUCAUCAUUUACGACUCCGACUGGAAUCCGCACAACGAUAUUCAGGCAUUCUCGCGAGCCCAUCGUAUCGGGCAGGCCAACAAGGUGAUGAUCUAUCGCUUUGUGACCCGCAAUUCGGUGGAGGAGCGUGUGACGCAGGUGGCCAAGCGGAAGAUGAUGCUCACCCAUCUGGUGGUGCGUCCGGGAAUGGGCGGCAAGGGUGCCAACUUCACCAAACAGGAGCUGGACGACAUCCUGCGCUUCGGCACAGAGGACUUGUUCAAGGAGGACGACAAGGAGGAGGCCAUCCACUAUGACGACAAGGCAGUGGCCGAGCUGCUGGACCGCACCAAUCGCGGCAUCGAGGAGAAGGAGUCCUGGGCCAACGAGUAUCUGUCCUCGUUCAAGGUGGCCUCGUAUGCCACCAAGGAGGAGGAGGAGGAAGAGGAGACGGAGAUCAUCAAGCAGGAUGCGGAGAACUCCGACCCGGCCUACUGGGUGAAGCUGUUGCGCCACCACUACGAGCAGCACCAGGAGGAUGUGGGCCGCAGCCUGGGCAAGGGCAAGCGUGUCCGCAAGCAGGUCAACUACACGGACGGCGGCGUUGUGGCUGCGGACACCACGCGGGAUGAUUCCAACUGGCAGGACAAUGGCAGCGAGUACAAUUCGGAGUAUUCGGCUGGCUCCGAUGAGGACGGCGGCGACGAUGACUUCGAUGAGCAGAACGGCGGCGAGCGGAAGGCCAAGCGGCGAUUGGAGCGACGCGACGAUCGUCCCUUGCCCCCACUCUUGGCCCGCGUCGGCGGCAACAUCGAGGUGCUCGGUUUCAAUGCCCGCCAGCGCAAGAGCUUCCUCAAUGCCAUCAUGCGGUACGGAAUGCCGCCGCAGGAUGCCUUCAAUUCGCAGUGGUUGGUGCGCGAUUUGCGCGGCAAAUCCGAACGCAACUUCAAGGCCUACGUCUCGCUGUUCAUGCGGCAUCUCUGUGAGCCCGGUGCCGACAAUGCGGAGACCUUUGCCGACGGUGUACCGCGCGAGGGUCUUUCCCGCCAGCACGUGCUGACCCGAAUCGGGGUGAUGUCGCUCAUCCGCAAGAAGGUGCAGGAGUUCGAGCACAUCAACGGGUACUACAGCAUGCCGGAGCUAAUCCUCAAGCCUUGCGAACCGGUGCGAUCAGCCCUCAAGCAGGAUGUGGCUGCUCUGGAGGCUCCGCCUGCAGGUGGCAAUGUGGACAAGAGCGCAACCACCAGCAAUAGCGCCACUCCAGCCACCAGUGCGGCACCCAGUCCGGCGCCAGCAUCGGAGAAGGGCGAGGAUAAGGACAAGGACUCGGAGAAGGAGAAGGAAGAGAAGGCCUCGGCUGAGAAGAGCGAGGUGAAGCAGGAGCAAGAGGCUGAGGAGGACAAGAAGCCGGGGGAUGUGAAGCAGGAGAACGCGGCGGAGGAAUCAACGGCCGGCGACACAAAGCCCAGCGAGGCGGCGGCGGAGGUCAAAUCCGAGCUGGCCAAGACAGAGCCCAAGGAGGAGGCCAAGGAUCCGGACCUAAAGGAAGAGCCCAAGGCGGAGGAGAAGGAAAGGGAGAAGGUCGAGGACAAGAAGCCAAUACCAGCGACAACAGUGAUCGAUGACGACGACGACGAUGUGAUGAUCGUCAAGGAGGACGGUGAGCUGGAGAAGCCCAGUGCCAGUUCGCCCAAGGAUCACAAGGCGGCCGCUGCUGCCGCCGCUGCUGCUGCCGCUGCCACUGGAGCCGCCGCUGGCAAGGGAGUGGAGGACAGCCUGGAGGUGCUGAAGCGCAAGUUCAUGUUCAACAUCGCCGACGGCGGCUUCACCGAACUGCACACCUUGUGGCUCAACGAGGAGAAGGCCGCUGUUCCCGGCAGGGAGUACGAGAUCUGGCACCGUCGCCACGACUACUGGCUGCUGGCCGGCAUCGUGACCCACGGCUAUGGACGCUGGCAGGACAUCCAGAAUGACAUUCGCUUUGCGAUCAUCAACGAGCCCUUCAAGAUGGACGUCGGCAAGGGCAAUUUCCUGGAGAUCAAGAACAAGUUCCUGGCCCGCCGCUUCAAGCUGCUGGAACAGGCGCUGGUUAUCGAGGAGCAGCUGCGUCGCGCGGCCUACCUGAAUCUCGCCCAGGACCCCAGCCAUCCUGCCAUGUCGCUGAACGCCCGGUUCGCCGAGGUCGAGUGCCUGGCCGAGUCGCAUCAGCAUCUCAGCAAGGAAUCGCUGGCGGGCAACAAGCCCGCCAACGCGGUGCUCCACAAGGUGCUCAACCAGCUGGAGGAGCUGCUCUCGGACAUGAAGAGCGAUGUGUCCCGGCUGCCAGCCACCCUGGCCCGCAUCCCGCCGGUGGCCCAGCGGCUCCAGAUGUCCGAGCGAUCGAUUCUCUCCCGCCUGGCGGCCACCGCCGGAAACGCCUCGAAUGCUGCUCAAUUAAUGGCACAAUUCCCGGCUGGAUUCCAGGGCACAACAUUGCCAGCAUUCACCAGCGGUCCGGCCGGCAACUUUGCCAACUUCCGGCCACAGUUUUCGGUGCCCGGCCAGCUAUCGAAUAAUUCCGGCGUCUAGGCAUCUCCUCAAUAUCUAUGUUAAGAGCAUUCGUAUUCCAUGCAAAUAUACUUUACUCAAGCUAAGAAUUUAAAUUUCCUCACACGAAAACACCUGCACACCCCCUACCUAUAUAUUUAUGAUAAUCAUUUGCAAUGAAACCCCCCCCGAUAACAAACAAAAAACAAAAAAAAUGGACCCAUGUCGCGUUCACACAAAUAACUAAUUCAAAAGGUUUGACAUUUGGCGGAUGGCGAGCUCUGUUCCAGGCUUCGGAUUCUGCUCCUGGGGCGGAUCUCAGCAGAACACGACUCGCGGCCAAUAAACAUACGACAAGUAUAAUAGUUCUUAUUUACUUCUUUACUACGUGAUUACAUAAUCUAGAUACAAAAUAUAAAUGUAUUGAAUUCCAUUGCAAUAAAA